CAGGUGUAUGUCAACAACCUUUCUGCCUUUUUCUCCCUUUUAGCAUAUAUACAAUAGCAAAUACAGCAAUGGCUUCCAGUGGGCAGCUUCAUGUGGAUUUCGAGCUCAAGUCUCCUGCAGAAAAAGUGUGGGGAACCAUUAGGGACUCCACCACGAUUUUCCCUCAAGCCUUGUCCCAUGAUUACAAGAGCAUUCAAGUGCUAGAAGGCGAUGGCAAGGCCCCUGGAUCUGUUCGUCUUAUUAACUAUGCCGAAGGGUCUCCAAUCGUUAAGGUAUCAAAAGAAAGAAUCGAAUCAGUGGAUGAAGCUGAGAAGAAAUAUGUUUACAGCAUCAUUGAUGGGGAUCUCCUGAAAUACUACAAGACUUUCAUUGGCAAGAUCAUUGUGGUUCCCAAGGGAGAGUCGAGCUUGGUUAAAUGGUCCUGUGAGUUUGAGAAAGCAAGUGAAGAGAUCCCUGAUCCAAGCGUCAUUAAGGAAUUUGCAGUGAAGAACUUCAAGGAGAUCGAUGACUAUCUUCACGGUAAGGCUUAGAGAGGCCAGGCCAUGCCAUGCCAUGCCAUGCCAUGCCAUGCCAUGCAUGCGCCUAGCCCUUCUUAAUGGAUUCUCUCAUGUUUUAUUAGUAAUAAAAUAACAUGCAAGGAUCCCACUUCAGAAUAUUUGCCUAGGAUCCAUCCUUAAUUAGUUCAUCUUGUUGAGUGGUGACUUCUUGCUGCAAAGUAAUUCUGUUACUUUGUAUUUUCAAUAAUAAUUUAUGUAUUGCCAUGGAUUUUCUUAA
Gossypium raimondii (Peruvian cotton) is the source of this 774-nucleotide messenger RNA. RefSeq names its product MLP-like protein 423. The record is from RefSeq and is a predicted model, not a curated record. The coding region runs from base 69 to 530 and encodes 153 amino acids. The transcript has 2 exons. Gene Ontology annotation, molecular function: protein phosphatase inhibitor activity; signaling receptor activity; abscisic acid binding. Lineage: Eukaryota; Viridiplantae; Streptophyta; Magnoliopsida; Malvales; Malvaceae. Gene Ontology annotation, biological process: abscisic acid-activated signaling pathway; defense response.